This is a messenger RNA of Actinia tenebrosa (Australian red waratah sea anemone), 2863 nucleotides long. Its product is annotated as anaphase-promoting complex subunit 5. Lineage: Eukaryota; Metazoa; Cnidaria; Anthozoa; Actiniaria; Actiniidae. Gene Ontology annotation, biological process: anaphase-promoting complex-dependent catabolic process; positive regulation of mitotic metaphase/anaphase transition; protein K11-linked ubiquitination. Gene Ontology annotation, molecular function: protein binding. Gene Ontology annotation, cellular component: anaphase-promoting complex. The record is from RefSeq and is a predicted model, not a curated record.
UUUCAUUGAAAUCCCAUUGUUUUCUAUUGUUUAAUGAGCACUAUUUUGUACUAUUUAGUAAUUAGUGUUUCACGGAUUAAUUGUUUGCACUCCACAGAGACGUCCUCUACAGUAUGAACAAAAGCGUCAAAAACUUUGUAAAUAAUCUUUGAUGGGUUCCCUGUGGUAUAAUUUCAAAUCACUUUAGAAUUUUUAAAACUAUAAAGAAACUAAUUUAAACGCUUUUGAAGCUCUUUAAGAGAACAGUUGGCAACCUUUAAUUUAGUUAUCUUUGUUUUCAAUCUCAUAUCAACGGACAUAGCAACGAAUAUUUUGAGUUUUGCACAUUAUAUCUGUGUGGGUUGCCUUUGGUACGAUUGAAAUCGAGGCUACGAAGGGCGCCAUCUUUCAAAUCUCGGAGAAGAACUCCCUAUAGUUCUGUUAUUAUUUCAACUUCAAAGGCAAUUUUCAUACAAUUUUGCGCAGCUCUUUUGAAUUUCCAGUUAUAUAUGACUUCUAUAGGAAGUAUGGAUUGUAAUAGUUAAUUAAUAUGGCGUCUACGAAAGGAAAUUUCGCGGGCAAGAAGGAAUGGAUCUCUCCUCACAAGCUGUCGCUUCUCGUGCUCAUCAAAUCCUUGUGUAGAAAGAAUGAUGAAGAUUAUGAGUAUUCUGACUGUAUUUCUAGAUGUAGACAUAGUUUGUCGCUUCUACUUCUUGAAUUACUCCAGUCACCUGAUGUUGCUUUAAAUGAACUUUGUCAAAAACUAAAAUAUAUGGACGUGGAAAGAGAGCUGCAUUCUGCUUUAUUAUACUGGCUUCAGGAGGUGAUGGCCAAUGGAGUGUCAAGUAUCAUUGACUUCUUCCAAUCUUUGGAUGACUUGCUUUCUGGAAAAGAACCUUCACUACAAAAAACCAGUUUAUUUGGCCUAUUUGUGAGAAAGAUGAGCCUCUUGUUCCACAGAAUGACCUUCAGCCAGUUGACUUAUUUCCAGAAGUUGAUGCAAGAUUACCUAGAUGGCAUGAAGUGUCAAGAUGAGGAUCAGGAUGAAAGCAUGGAUAGCAUCAGGAGUUUAGAAACAGAACAAACAAUUAAUGAGAAAGGAGAGUUUAUGGUCAAGAUGAGUGCAUCAAGCAGACAAGUGGAGUUUUUCCUUGAAAAGCAGGCAUCUGCUAUUCAGUCAAAUGAAGGAGCUGCCCUUCCACCUGCAGAGCUACAGAAAAAAUUAUCUCAGAUGCUUGAAAAUUCUUCUGAUAUCACUGAAGCUCACUUUGUGAGCUAUCUCAACUGCCUUAGAUCUGGUGAGUUCAAACAAGCAGUAGAUAGUCUGUACCACUACUUUGACCAGCAACAAUGGAAUGCUACACCACAAGCCAAGGCACCAUCUGAAGUUAAUGAACUUGAAGAUGAAAGGUGUAGAAGAUUCAGAUAUGCUGCUCUGAACCUUGCAGCACUGCACUGCCGAUUUGGGCACAGGUCCGAAGCACUAGCCGCUCUGAAAGAAGCCAUUCAGAUAGCACAGGAAACUAAUGACCAUGUUUGCCUUGAACACUGUCUCGUUUGGCUGUACAGACUGGAGCAGGAGGGCAGCCAACAGGCGACAAUACUUCUGGACAGGUUUGUCUCCAGAGCAGCAGAACUCAAACUACCUUAUCUAACAUCACUGAGUAUGCUGACACAUGCAAGACAUGAUACGACUAUUGGUAUCCCACCACCAAAAGUGUUCCUUGCCAUGUUGCACAUCAAUGUYAUUAACUCCCAGAACUCAUUACAAGACCUGACAGCUGCGGCGCAUGCACAACAUGCUUCCAUAUGGCAGACAUAUGGAAAAUGCCAUGUUGCUAAUGUGUUCAGUCAAUUACAACUCAAUCAUAACAACCAAAAACAAAGUGUAUUGUCAACCAAUGAUGAACAAGAUAAUAAAGAUCUACACAAUGGAGAAGCUACUUGCCUGUCGUUGUGCAGUCUUGCUAAAAUACAUGCUGAUCAGGGUAUGUAUCAAGAGGCCUCAGAAAUAAUUAAGUUCUGUAAAGACCAAUUCCCUCAGCCAGUGGCUCUCUCUAAGUUGUGGAUGAGGACAGAAGCCAUCAUUGAUCAUAACAUAGCACUACAGAAAUGGCAACUAGAAGAAGCAGAAAAAGCUGUCCUAAAGUUGGCAGCAUUAGAUGAGACAGAGGCUUCUUACAGAUCUGCACUAAAUAUGAUCCAUAAAGGCAACACAGCUGAGGCAUUUCCACUUCUACAAAAGCUGUUACAAGAUUGCCGGAAGAAAACAAAAGUCAAUAUUGAUGAAGGCCAGAAGUCAAAAGCAGAACAUCAUACAAAUGUUUUGCUUGCUUUGUGUAAACUAUAUACAGUGUCAGGGAAUCCCCUUGCUGCCAUGCCUCAUCUCCUUGACUGCCUCACUCUUGCUUGUUCACAUUACUUGGACCACACGGCUGCUUUGGCCUCUUUGUGUAUUGGACACCUUCAGCUUCUUUUAGGUUUACCAGCCAAAGCACUUGUUCUUGUCAAGACUAGCAUGGUACAUCUUCUAUCGCAUGGUUCCCUGUACAUUCAGUGCUGUGCUCAAUUCCUUCUUGUACAGUGUCAACUUGCUGUGUCAUUGGCUUCUAACUCCUCCACAAUCAGAAAACAAGCUCUUCUAUCUACGCUACCAACUUUGGACAGUGUUCUCACUGGAUUUAGAAAGCUUGAAGCAAUGCAUAAAGUAAGAGAUGUCCUUUAUCAACAGGCUCAAAUGUAUGAUGAACUUGGGUACAYGGAUGCAAGAAACAGGUGUGCAACAGAAUGUUGCCAGAUUCUCAAGGAACAGAGCAAGUAUUCCUACUCCUCAUCAAUGUCUUGUUUCUAGCUAAGCAAUAUAUAAAUUAAAACAGCUUUUUUU